Anthonomus grandis grandis is the source of this 918-nucleotide messenger RNA. Its product is annotated as alpha-ketoglutarate-dependent dioxygenase alkB homolog 7, mitochondrial. Gene Ontology annotation, cellular component: mitochondrial matrix. The transcript has 4 exons. The record is from RefSeq and is a predicted model, not a curated record. The coding region runs from base 132 to 881 and encodes 249 amino acids. Gene Ontology annotation, biological process: DNA damage response; fatty acid metabolic process. NCBI's taxonomy places the organism in Eukaryota, Metazoa, Arthropoda, Insecta, Coleoptera, Curculionidae.
ACCUAACCCUAUACAUUUAUCUCUUAAAAAAAAAACAAAUAAUAAAAGCGGACAUUAGCAACUCCUUUCCAACUAAAAAAAUAUAUAUAAUUUGAAUAAGUAGUUAGAAUUUCCCAAAAACAUAAAAAUCAAUGAAUGUCAUAACAUGUCUAAGAAGAAUCAACUCAAGUUUUCCACCAAAAUUUCAAUUAGUAAAACGAGUUUCUUCUAAACCACUGAAUAAGGAUGAAAAUGUUUCACAGCCAUUUCAUUUGACUAAUGAUUUACCUGACUAUUUGACAAUUUGUGAUAAACUGCGAGAUGAACCAAAAGAAGUCUUAAACUUGAUGAAGUCUAUGGUGGUGCAUUAUAAUUUUUUAAAUGAAGAUGAAGAAAAAAGUCUUAUGGAUGAACUAGAUCCAUACAUGAAGAAAUUGCGGUAUGAAUUUGAUCACUGGGAUGAUGCUAUUCAUGGAUAUAGAGAAACUGAAAGAUUGAAAUGGGACGAAGAAAAUACAAGAAUUUUAGAUAGGGUCAGAUGUAUUGCUUUUCCUUCCAAUGUAGCUCCUCUAAAGCAUGUUCAUAUUUUAGACCUAGAUAAGAACGGAUGGAUUAAACCUCAUAUUGAUGCAGUGAGGUUUUGUGGAGACACAAUUGCGGGUCUUAGCCUUCUCACAGAUAGUAUAAUGCGUCUAGUACAUGACAAGAAUAAGGAUUGGUAUGCACACAUUUACUUAAAAAGGAGAUCACUGUAUAUUAUGAAGGGAACUGCAAGAUUUGAUUAUACACAUGAAAUUCUUAGUAACGAACAUAGUGUUUUUAAAGGAAACAAAGUAUUUAAAGAUAGGAGAAUUAGCGUUAUUUGUAGAAAUGAGCCAUCUGCAGAACAUGCAGAGAGCUAAGUGACCAUUUUAAAAAUAAAGAAUAUUUGUUACUGUU